CAUUUACGCCACCUACUUGAAACACACCGCUUACAAGAUCACCACAUUUUUGUCGACAGUGCAUCUAUAUUGGCAGGAAUGCAAAUACUUUCGCUCCUCAUCCACGUUUUGCUCAGCCAGCUGCUGAUUUGCGCUGAGCGCAGCCCAAGGCUGCUCCAGCAUCGCCGUUCGUCGGACAUUCUGAGUUUGUCACCUGGCGAAUGGACCGCAUUGCUAACGUGGCUCCGCGCAUGAAUGACGAGGGCUGGUUCCAGUACCUCAGCUACAUCCACAACGCCGAAUUCGGCAACAUUCACGGCAACGACAUGUUCUUCCCUUGGCACCGCCGGUUCCUUCGCGACUUUGAAGAGAUCGGCCAGCGCUAUGACGGCGGCUUUUGCUGUUCCAUACUGGGACCUCAUGGGCGGAUGGACGCUAUCGUUCCCAACAACCACUGCCUAUCGCGCGCUUUUGACCGCGGCGGCGGCAUCCAGCCUUGGUACUCGCCCGAGUACAUCUACUCGGUGAUGCAGCGCGACGGCUCGAUGAACAGCUUCCGCCAGCAUAUCGAGUUCACCAUCCACGGCAGCGUGCACCUGGGCAUUGGCGGCGACAUGAGCACGUACUGGAGCCCUAACGACUUCAUCUUCAUGCUGCACCAUGCAAACUUGGACCGUCUGUGGCAGCAGUGGCAGAACUGGGGCCACCAGAUGACAAUGGACGGCCGCGAUUCACGCGGCAACUGGGUUGGCCUGGGGAGCCCCAUACCGCACUACAACGACGAGGUUGGCUUCUACCAUGCAACUCGGCGUCAACCGCAUGUGCUUCCAGUAUGCAGGUGUCGGCGGCGCCCGCGCUAUGAGCUUCUCAGUGUCGGAUCGCAACGAAAACCGCCUGUCGCUUGUGCUGGCCAAGGCCAAGGAAUGAUGAAGCAGCGCAAUACCACGCGAACCACCAUGUCGCCGAACAUCAGCUCUGGCGGCCAGAUGCUGGUGCCGCCCACAAAGCUCACUGACUCUUGGAUCAACAUGCACAGAUUUGACCGUAGCAGCGUCAACAAGGUGAUGCAGGAGGCGCAGGAGUUUGUGAGCGACAUGAACUCGGUAAACUACCUCUCGCCAUUCUGAGGGCGGGGGCAUAGGCUAUAAUGAACGGAAACUGCUGAGCAGUUUUGAUUGAUUUCUUGUGAAUAUGCAAUAUAUGCCCGAGCACAUGCC
Linderina pennispora is the source of this 1196-nucleotide messenger RNA. RefSeq names its product Di-copper centre-containing protein. The transcript has 4 exons. The record is from RefSeq and is a predicted model, not a curated record. NCBI's taxonomy places the organism in Eukaryota, Fungi, Kickxellomycota, Kickxellomycetes, Kickxellales, Kickxellaceae. Bases 201 to 1106 code for a protein of 301 amino acids. Gene Ontology annotation, molecular function: oxidoreductase activity.